This is a messenger RNA of Hydra vulgaris (swiftwater hydra), 1959 nucleotides long. RefSeq names its product glycerol-3-phosphate dehydrogenase [NAD(+)], cytoplasmic. The record is from RefSeq and is a predicted model, not a curated record. Gene Ontology annotation, cellular component: glycerol-3-phosphate dehydrogenase (FAD) complex; cytosol. Lineage: Eukaryota; Metazoa; Cnidaria; Hydrozoa; Anthoathecata; Hydridae. Gene Ontology annotation, molecular function: glycerol-3-phosphate dehydrogenase [NAD(P)+] activity; NAD binding; protein homodimerization activity. Gene Ontology annotation, biological process: glycerol-3-phosphate catabolic process; carbohydrate metabolic process.
UCCCGUAAUACUGUUUAUCUCGCGGAUAUUUUCUAUUAAGCUUAAAAAAUUUCAACAAAAAUCGCAUUAACUGACUAAGCAAAUGCAAAAACAAACAAAUUAAAAAAAAAUUUAAACAAGUUAAGGAAAAAAAUUUAAGAAAAAAGAAGACAACAUUUGCCAGAUAAGAGCAAAUAAAAUGGCUUCUCAAGUUAUGCGAAAAGUUAGCAUUGUUGGUUCUGGAAACUGGGGGUCUGCUAUUGCAAAAAUAAUUGGAAAUAAUGUAUUGAAAUCAACUCAUUUUGAACAACGAGUAAAUAUGUACGUUUAUGAGGAGAUGGUUGGUGACAGGAAGUUGUCAGAUGUCAUAAACACAGAUCAUGAAAAUAUUAAAUAUCUUCCUGGUAUAAAACUUCCUCCAAACAUUGUUGCAGUUCCAAGUUUGGUUGACGCUUGUUUUGGUGCAGAUGUUUUGGUUUUUGUUGUCCCACACCAGUUUGUUGUACCUGUCUGUAAUCAGUUGAAAACCAUUAUUAAGCCUGGUGCUGUUGGUAUUUCACUUAUAAAGGGUUUAAACCAAUCAUCCACAAAACUAGAAUGUGCCUCUAAUCUUAUUGCAAGUAUACUUGGUAUUGAAUGUGGUGCAUUGAUGGGAGCAAAUAUUGCACAAGAAGUUGCAAAGGAAGAAUUUUGUGAAUCAACAGUUGGCUAUAGUGACUCUGAAAAGUGGUGGAUGUGGAAAGCUCUUUUUCAUUGCUCUUAUUUUAAGGUUAAUUGUGUAGACGAUGUAAAUACAGUGGAGAUUUGUGGUUCUCUUAAGAAUGCUGUUGCUAUGGCUGCGGGUUUUGUUGAUGCUUUAGAUUUUGGCGAUAACACAAAAGCAGCAAUUAUACGACUUGGGUUACUAGAAAUGCAAAAUUUUUGUAAAAUAUAUUCUGAAGGUGGUCAUGCAAGCACAUUAUUUGAAUCUUGUGGUGUUGCUGAUCUUAUAACAACCUGUUAUGGUGGCAGAAAUAGAAAAGUAGCUGAAGCUUUUGCAAGAACUGGAAAAUCUUUUGAAACGUUGGAAAAAGAGAUGUUAAAUGGACAAAAAUUGCAAGGUCCGCAUACUGCUCUGAUAGCAUACAAUUUUCUUCGAGAAAGAAACUUACAUGAAAAUUUUCCAGUAUUCAGUUCUGUCUAUCGUAUAUGCUAUGAAAACAAACCACCGUCGUUUUUAAUUGAUACGCUAAAAGAACGCUUUUAGCAACUGCUUUAUAUUUUAAAUUUUUCAUAUGUACAUGUUUUUGUUUUGUUUAUCUCAACAUUAUUUAAUGCGUGUUUCUUAGACCAUAUUUUAUUAAUUAUUAAUAACACUAAUUUAUUACUAAUUAUUAUAUGGAGUUUUAUCUUUUUUUAAAUUUAUUUUGUUGAUUUAUUUAACUUUUUAAAAAAAAGUGCUAGUUUUUUCAAAGCGAUGGAAAAGUGCAAAAUUCCAAAACAAAUUCGCUUCUAUAACAAUGACACAUUUUGAUCAUAUAAAGUUUGUGUUUUGCAUCUUUGAUAAUUUUUAACUCUUUUGAACAUAACUAGAAAAACUAACAGACAAUUUUCUAAUUCGAUUGCGCAAGUACUUUUUAUCAGCUUGAAAAAGAAGCCAGUAAGGGAAAAAAUGUCGAAAUUCGAAAUUAUGAAGCUAAAUUCAUAAUUUCGCUCCUAAAGAUGUCUUAUUCUAACUCAAAAAUUAAAGCAAGAGUUGGAAAAAGAUGAAAGAGUAUUGCUCUUUAUUUGUGGUUGUUUUAUAAUUGUCCUUACUAACCCCUUUUUAUGUUUCAAAAAUAGUUGCGCAAUCGAAUGAUGAAGAAUGAAAGAGAAAUGGUAUUCCCUAUUAGUUAACAAGUCCAGAUAAUUUUAUUUAAAAAAAACAACCUUAACUGUGUUUACUUAGUAGAGGUUAACAACUAUGUAUAUCCGUAAAAAUCAUAUAAUAACACUAUGUAA